Xenia sp. Carnegie-2017 is the source of this 819-nucleotide messenger RNA. RefSeq names its product ubiquinone/menaquinone biosynthesis C-methyltransferase UbiE-like. The transcript has a single exon. The record is from RefSeq and is a predicted model, not a curated record. NCBI's taxonomy places the organism in Eukaryota, Metazoa, Cnidaria, Anthozoa, Malacalcyonacea, Xeniidae. The coding region runs from base 1 to 819 and encodes 272 amino acids.
AUGACAGCACAACUACAAGCGGUGUUUAAUCAACGAAGUUAUAAGACUGCAGUGGCAUAUUCCAUCAAUAAUGAUUUACAAGUAAGUAAUGGAAAGAAAUUCAUAGAAAUAGCUGGUGUUCAAAAUGGAGACAAAAUCUUAGAUAUGGGAUGCGGAACGGGAGAGCUCACUUCAUUUCUUGCAGAAAUUGUUGGUAGAGAUGGUCAAGUGGUCGGCGUAGAUCCAGACAUCGGGCGUAUUGAAUAUGCAAAGCAAAAGCAUUUGAGCUUGCACGAAAACCUGGUAUUUGAGAAUGGCGAUAGUUCUACUGAGUUUCAUCAACGAAGCAAAUCCUACUACGAUGUUCAUUUUAGCAGUUUUGUUUUCCAAUGGCUUUCUCCAGAAAGGAAGGAGGAGUAUGCGAGAGUUGCCUUCGAGAGUUUAAAACAUGGAGGAAUAAUUGCACUACAGAGUCAUGAGGUAGAUCCACAAUUAAUUACAAAGGCAAACGAAAUGAUUUUUUGCACUCCUAAUCUCGUACUUAAAAAGAAACACAAAGAAAAUGAAAAGGCAGUUCCAUUCUUUAUCAAAAAGUUUGAGGUAGAAGGUCUUCUCAAGAAAUGUGGUUUUGAAAUUCUUUCAAGUGACUAUCACACAGUCAAUUACCAGCACAAGUCGAUCUUGGAUUUUCUCAACUACCUUGUUGCCUCAGACUAUCAUGAUGGCAAAGUAAUUUCACCGAUUGGGCUGGAAAGUUUCAGCGAAAUAUUUGUAAAUAACGACGGAAGUGUGGACUAUGUCGAUCCCACAGCUUACCAGAUUUUAGCACAAAAGAUUUGA